UGAACUACUCGAUUGUUGAAGGAACGUCAACAUAUACGAUGACAUCCUCUCCCAGUUUGAUGAGAUCUACAGAGGUUUAUCCUCUCCCAACAGAUCUGCCGACCACAUCAUCCAGUCUACCACAAUACGUCUUUACACCCAGCUACACUUCAGUAGUUCUGCCGACCAUAUUAUAUAGUCUACCAAAAUACAUCUUUACACCCAGCUACACUUCAGCAGAUCUGCCGACCACAUUAUCCAGUCUACCACAAUACGUCUUUACACCCAGCUACACUUCAGCAGAUCUGCAGACCGCAUCUACAUCCACCUCAAUAUCAACAACGCCAACAACACAAAGUCAACCAGUGGCACUAAGAUUCAGAAAAACUGUACCGCCGACAACAACAGGAAAAUCUUUGACUUUCUCUGUGACACUUCAACCCAUGAGUACUGACACACUGACAUCAGCUGACGGGAAAAAUGCUACAUUUGUCAUUCCAAUUUUACCAUCAAAAUCAAAUGUAACAGUUGUAAUAAAAUUAACUCUUAACUCUCCUCAUACCGAAUUGAUGUCGACAUCAUUUUUUACAACUACCAUACCUACUGAUUCACAUCAAAACUCCAAUCAAACUACAGUCUUUAAUAACACUAUUCAAACUACAAACACAUCUAAUAUCAGUCAACCUAAUACAACCACACCAUUCACCAAUCAAACAAUUGCUGCCUCAUUUUACACCACUAAUCCCACACUCUCACUGAACACUACACUACUAACAACCACACUCAACAAUAAUCAAACUACUACUCCUUUACAUAAUACCACACAGCCCUCUACAAUCACAUAUCAGACCACUCAACUUACAACUACCACACCACAUACUACAAUAUCAACACAAAGAACAAACACCACCCAACCAACAACCACACCAAAAACGACAAUAUCAACACAAAACACAAACACCACCCAACCAACAACCACACCAAAAACGACAAUAUCAACACAAAAAACAAACACCACCCAACCAACAACCACACGAAACACAACAUUAUCAAUACAAACCACCACACAGACUAAAACCACACUUACCACACCGUACAUGACAACCAACGUACCAGCAUGGACAACCACAAACUUUAUUUCCUCAAUUACCACCAGGAGAGAUGAUUCAGUGCGUGUAUUAUGUAACUAUAACGAAGUCUAUGUUUCGAUUCUCCAUUACGGAUGUGGUGUGUUAACGACUAAUGAUGACGUCACGUGCAGGGUGAUUGGGUCCAACGCCAGUGACCAGUGGUCAGUGACUGAGGUGUACAGAAUGUACACAGAUCCAGCCACUAACGUGACACUGACCAUCUCGGGGAAUACAGUGGUUCUAGAGUCGUGUCUAGCCCCAGGAGCUCUGCUGGGGUUUAACAAGGUGUCUUUCUUGGUGUCCAGUUCAGCAGCCACCACAAACUUCACUUUAAACGUCAUUGUUAACAACAUACAGGUGUACACAGACAUCAGUGACGUCAGUAAUACCUCAUACAACAACACAAUACAUCUUCAAAGCAACAGAUCCUAUAAGAUAUCGAUAGCAGAAACUGAACAUGACAAACUUGGUGAGCACAACGACUCAGCCUUGUUUUCCCAAGAUUACUCAAUUCAGCAAUAUAAAAUUUGGACCAGUGCAGACGACACUCUUCUGGUUAACAUCAUAUACAGAGACGUCUCAGGCUGGCCAUGUACUUUAGUAAACCUGGAGAGCUUACGACAAGAAAUGGGAAAACUGUGUUUACAAAACCAAACAGAUGAAGAUGUAACUCCGUGCUGUCGGAAUAUUACUGCGUGUCAAGAUUUCUACAACGAUUGUAUCAGGCAACAACUUGAGAAAAUGCUAAGUUUUCUAAAUGCUAAUGAAAGCACAAUAAGUACGAAAGGACUGGAUGGACAGAUACAGAAAUUAGAUAUGUUAACUGAACAGAGGAAUGUUGUGGCUGCUAAUGCUGAGGUUAUCACACAUAUUAUUGAUCAGAUAGGCGAUAUCUUGCAGAAUGAGAACCUCCAAUUAACACCCUAUUAUUUUGAGAUUCUACUAAAUCUCACGGAUGUUUUGUUAUCCGUGGAACACCAAACGGGGCAAACACUACUUAUGGCUGUGGAUAAGAUCACUUCGCCAAACAACAUCAAUGGCAGUGUUUCGCUGGACAAGGAUAAUUUAGCUGUAGAAUGUAACUCCACACGUGAAGACAUCACCUUCUCGAAGACUUUCCUCUUACCGAACACCUCCAUUGAUUCGAUGUCUGACAGUGAAACACAAAUCUCCUUUUCAAAAGACAACUACCCAGAGACAUCAGAUGAAAUCAAGUUCUGUGUGCUCAUCUUCCGUGUGUCAGAAGGGAGUAUUCGAGUCUUACCAUCAAUACAAGAAAAAUACCCCCAAGGGUCCGCCCUGAGUGACAGCCAUAUCGUGUCAAAUAUCAUCCAAUUAAAAGUCAACGUGACACUGACCACAGUGGAACCUCCUGUAAAAAUGUUUUUCUCAAAAACCGUAUCGAACGAAUCAUUUCAAAGUCCCUCCUGUGGAUUCCUGAAUACAUCCGUGAAGGAAGGUGUGUGGGCCUCCAAAGGUUGUAAAGUCGUUAACGACACCAGUAACUACACACAGUGUGAGUGUAGUCACCUGACCAACUUCGCUGUGUUGGCACGUUUCUCCAGAUCCGGCUUGUCGAAAAGCGACCUUUUAGCUUUAAACAUCAUAUCGAUUAUUGGAAUCAGCAUCUCUCUGUUCUGUCUCCUGUUGACGCUCGUGGUGUACAUUUUAGUGUGGAAAUUUUUAAACCAUGACCAUUCAGUGCUCCAUAUCAAUCUCUGCCUGUGCCUUAUCGUGAGUUACAUCAUCUUUCUGGCUGGUGUCGAUAGAACAGAAGACUUGGUAGCCUGUACAGUAGUGGCGGCACUUCUACAUUUCUUUUUCCUAUCAGUCUUCUUCUCCAUGCUAGGGGAGGGAAUCCUUGUAUUCACCUCAGUAGCAGCUGUUUUUAGUAUCAGAGGGAGAUCAAGGACAAUCAUAACUCUUUUAAUAAUAAUUGCUUACGGCGUGCCUCUGAUCAUCGUUGGCGUAUCGCUGGGUGUCACAAGAACACAAGGGUAUGGUAACAGGGAAAACUGUUGGUUGAUGAUAGAUAAUGGUCUCAUCUGGGCUUUCAUUGGACCUGUGCUGUUUGUUAUUGGAGUAAAUUUAGUAAUACUGGUGAAGGUGAUUAGAGUGAUACAGUCAUCUCAUGUUAUGAGGGACAAAUCGGCCCUGCUUAAAGCAAAGUCCGUGCUAAGGUCUUUGUGUGUUCUCUCCCCUAUAUUCGGCAUGACCUGGGUGUUUGGUGUUCUGUCUGUUAACAAUGAAACCAUCGUCUUUGAAUAUUUAUUCGCCAUCUUCAAUUCACUGCAGGGUUUGUUUGUCUUUAUUUUCCAAUGUCUUCUUCUAAAGCAGGUGAGAGAAGGCCUCAAAGCUCUGAAACACAAACUUGGUUUUGACUGUUUAAAUAAACCAAGUAACAAACAAACAAGAAAGAUUAUAGAAAUACAUUCUCAAAGUAAUUCUAAUGAGUGCAUUGAUCCGGACCAACAAGAUAACAUUGUUACAACUCCAACCAGCAACUACAACUUCCGGUUUCGAAGUUUCUAUGAAACACGAGCAUUAUCAAAAAGUAAGAAGGGAAGCCGUAAGAGCAGGCGUGAGAGCAGUAGUGGAAGCUGGGCUGAAGCAGAUACAUUGGAAGAGGAGCUGGAAGUUUCAUAUAUUUUCAUGAAUCGUCAGAGUUUUCAUGAGGACACGCCCACUGAUUAUGUUCAGUCUAACAAUGUGCAAGAAUCUACACAAAAAGGAGACACCUUCUUGCUGUAGUCAACCCGUGUUCCCUAAAGUCGAAUCUUCUGUUGUUCUGUGGAUCUGUCCAGGCGGGCGCCUAUCUCACCUCAACGAUGUUCUGAUUAGUUCACUAGUUGCAGUGUCUCAGGUUAAGCAUCAAGUUCUAGCGUGCCUAUGAACGUUUCGCCAUGAACAGUGAUGUCGAUCAGCAUGACUUUAACAUCCCUGAUCUAGCACUUUGGAACACAUUCACGAUGUGAUCUAGCAUGACUUUAACAUCGUUAAAAUAGCAUUUUGGUACAGAUUCACUAUGUGACUUAAAACGACUUUUACAUCCCUGAUCUAACACUUCGGUACAGAUUCACGUUGUGAUCUAGCUUGACUUUAACAUCCCUGAUCUAGUACUUUACAGAUUCAUGUUGUGACCUAGUACGAUUUUAACAUCCCUGAUCUAGCAUUUUGGUUGUGACAAACAACAACCUGUGUGAGCAUUCUUAAGCAAAAUUAGAAUUUUUUUUUUUCAAUUAAACAAAAUGUACUAGCUAAACCAACUGUCCAUCAAAUCAUUUGUAAAUGAAGAAUUUUUUGGUGAUUGUCUGGGUAGUUGUAAACUACAUACAAACAUUGUAACAAGAAAUUAAAAACCAUUGAGGAAGUCGAGUGUUAAGUGUUUUAUUUAUAGGCCUAUAGCCUAUUUAUUUAUUUUGUCGGAAAUAAAUUUAAGCUUUAAAUGA
Molecule: messenger RNA, 4558 nt
Organism: Physella acuta
Lineage: Eukaryota; Metazoa; Mollusca; Gastropoda; Physidae
Biological process (GO): cell surface receptor signaling pathway; G protein-coupled receptor signaling pathway
Cellular component (GO): plasma membrane
Molecular function (GO): G protein-coupled receptor activity
Source: RefSeq, a predicted model, not a curated record